CGGAAGUGGAGGGUGCGCUUGGCGGCGGCGGCGGGAGCUGCGGAGUCGGGAAUCAAAACAAAGGGCCUGGGGGGGCGGGGGGAAGGCGGCGGGGCCGGAAUGUGAGCGGAGGUGGAGCCGGCGGCCGAGGGUGGAAGAAUGAAAGAAAAGAAAGAUGAAAGAAUGUUGAACCACUUUAUAUGGCUGUAUGAUGGAAGGAAGCGGAACUGAGGACUCCUGCAGUAGAACACCUGGAUGGCUGCAACAAAAUAAUGAUGCUAAGCCAUGGCUUUGGAAAUUCUCUAAUUGCUUUUCUCGUCCUGAGCAGACAUUGCCACUUAGUCCCCAAACGAAAGAGUACAUGGAGAACAAGAAAGUUGCUGUGGAAUUAAAGGAUGUGCCAUCUCCCCUUCAUGCUGGCUCUAAGCUUUUUCCAGCAGUCCCACUUCCAGAUAUCCAUUCUCUUCAGCAACCUAAAAUACAGCUUUCACCUGUCCCCAAAGUAAGCUGCUGUGCUCAUUGCCCUAAUGAACCCUCCACGUCGCCAAUGCAUUUUGGUGGUGGCGGUGGUGGCGGUAGUGGAGGUACCGGUAGCUUGAUUCACCCCGGCGCACUGUUAGACUCGCAGAGCACCAGGACCAUCACGUGUCAGGUAGGGUCAGGGUUCGCUUUCCAGUCUGCGUCUUCACUCCAGAAUGCCUCAGCUAGGAACAGUGUGGCCGGCAUUGCAAGUGACUUUCCCAGCAUGUGUCUAGAAAGUAAUCUGUCUUCCUGCAAACACCUGCCCUGUUGCGGGAAGCUUCAUUUCCAAUCAUGUCACGGUAACGUGCACAAGCUGCAUCAGUUCCAGGCUCUUCAGGGCUGCACCUCUGCUGGCUACUUCCCCUGUUCCGAUUUCACAAGCGGGGCUCCAGGGCAUUUGGAAGAGCACAUUUCACAGUCGGAGCUUACGCCUCACUUGUGCACCAAUUCUUUGCACCUAAAUGUGGUACCUCCGGUUUGUUUAAAGGGCUCACUUUACUGCGAAGACUGUCUGAACAAGCCGGCAAGAAAUAGUAUAAUUGAUGCUGCUAAAGUCUGGCCAAAUAUACCACCUCCAAAUACUCAAACUGCACCUGUUACUAUUCCUCUGUGUAAUGGCUGUGGAACCAAAGGAACAGGGAAGGAGACCACGUUGUUAUUGGCGACCAGUCUAGGCAAAGCUGCUUCGAAAUUUGGGUCACCAGAAGUUGCACUAGCCGGACAGGUGCUGGAAAAUUUACCCCCCAUUGGAGUUUUUUGGGAUAUUGAAAACUGUUCAGUUCCCUCUGGCCGCUCAGCUACUGCUGUUGUACAGAGAAUCCGUGAGAAGUUUUUUAAAGGCCACAGAGAAGCAGAAUUCAUCUGUGUGUGCGACAUUAGUAAAGAAAACAAAGAAGUUAUUCAAGAGCUGAAUAAUUGCCAGGUAACUGUUGCCCACAUCAACGCUACUGCAAAGAAUGCAGCUGACGAUAAGCUCCGCCAGAGUCUCCGAAGGUUCGCGAACACGCACACUGCUCCGGCCACUGUGGUUCUUGUAUCGACUGAUGUCAAUUUUGCAUUGGAACUCAGUGACCUGAGACACAGGCAUGGUUUCCACAUAAUUUUGGUCCAUAAAAACCAGGCCUCAGAAGCGCUGCUGCAUCACGCGAAUGAGCUGAUCAGAUUCGAAGAGUUCAUUUCCGACCUGCCCCCUAGGUUACCACUAAAAAUGCCACAGUGCCACACUCUGCUCUAUGUUUAUAACCUACCAGCAAAUAAAGAUGGCAAGAGCGUCAGCAGCAGGCUCAGGCGCCUGUCUGAUAAUUGUGGUGGGAGAGUGCUGAGUAUCACGGGCCGCAGUGCGAUUCUCCGCUUCAUAAACCAAGAUAGUGCAGAACGGGCGCAGAAGCGAAUGGAAAACGAAGAUGUCUUUGGUAAUAGGAUCAUUGUGUCAUUUACUCCAAAAACUAGAGAACUCUGUGAGACAAAGGGUUCCAGUGCAAUUGCCGAUAAAGCGAAGUCUCCCAAAAAACUUAAGAAUCCAAAAUUGUGCCUCAUCAAAGAUACAAGUGAACAAUCUUCCAGUGCCAAAGCCACGCCUGGAAAAGGGUCGCAGGCAAAUUCUGGAUCUGCUACAAAAAACACAAAUGUUAAAAGUUUACAGGAGCUGUGCCGCCUGGAGUCGAGGACUGGAACUAGAAGCAGUGACUCCCAGCAGGGUCACCCGAGGCUGGCCGCACCUCCUCACAGGAGCUCGAGUGCCGCAGCACCCGCACCUAAGAACUCGGGGACUCCAGAGUCCGCGUACAAAACCAAUCCGAAAAAAGAGAACCUCUGCGCCCGAAGUGUCACCAGUUCUCCUGUGGAGAAGAGAGAUAAAGAGGAGACCCCGUUCCAAGUGAGUUACCCGUCGGCUUUCAGCAAGUUGAUCACAUCAAGGCAGAUCAGUCCUCUGCUCGCCGCACAGUCUUGGUCUUCUCGCAGGAGUAUGUCUCCAAACCUUUUAAACAGAACGUCCCCACUUGCUUUCAACAUUGCCAAUCCGAGCACUGGUGCCGACAGCCCAGACCCAUUUGCAAAUGGUGCUGACAUCCAGAUCAGCAACAUCGACUACAGAUUGUCCCGGAAGGAGCUGCAACAGCUCAUGCAGGAAGCGUUUUCUAGGCACGGCAAGGUGAAGAGUGUUGAGCUCAGCCCCCAUACAGAUUAUCAGCUCAAGGCUGUUGUUCAGAUGGAGAACUUACAAGAAGCAAUCAGUGCGGUGAAUAACCUUCACAGAUACAAAAUUGGCAGCAAGAAGAUCCUGGUCUCACUUGCCACAGGAGCUGCUAAUAAAUCACUCUCUUUACUGAGUGCAGAAACAAUGUCUAUUCUUCAGGAUGCCCCUGCCUGCUGUCUGCCUCUUUUUAAAUUUACAGAUAUCUAUGAGAAAAAGUUUGGACACAAGUUGAAUGUGUCAGAUUUAUAUAAAUUAACAGACACGGUCACAAUCCGUGAGCAAGGGAAUGGCAGGCUGGUGUGUCUCCUCCCCAGCAGUCAGGCCCGGCAGAGCCCCUUGGGGUCUUCCCAGUCGCACGACGGCUCCUCGACGAAUUGCAGCCCAAUUAUAUUUGAAGAGUUAGAAUGUCACGGGCCUGUCUGCAGACAGCAUUGUUCCAAUAAGGACUUCAGCGAACAUGAAUUUGAUCCAGACUCGUAUAAGAUUCCUUUUGUGAUUCUCUCUUUGAAGACGUUUGCGCCCCAGGUUCACAGUCUUCUGCAGACACACGAGGGCACCGUGCCUUUGUUAAGCUUUCCAGAUUGUUACGCUGCCGAGUUUGGCGAGCUGGAAGUACUGCAGGAGAAUCAAGCGGGCGUUCCCUUAGAACACCUCGUCACCUGUGUUCCGGGCGUAAACAUUGCCACUGCGCAGAGUGGCAUCAAAGUGGUCAGAUGGAUCCACAACAAGCCCCCGCCUCCAAACACAGAUCCUUGGCUUCUGCGUUCUAAAAGUCCUGUGGGCAACCCCCAGCUGAUCCAGUUCAGCAGGGAAGUGAUCGACCUGUUGAAGAGCCAGCCGUCCUGUGUCAUCCCCAUUAGUAAUUUCAUCCCGUCCUACCACCACCAUUUUGCAAAGCAGUGUCGGGUAUCAGACUAUGGGUAUUCCAAGCUGAUAGAAUUAUUGGAAGCCGUGCCUCACGUAUUGCAGAUUCUCGGAAUGGGCUCCAAACGUCUUUUGACCCUUACCCACAGGGCCCAGGUGAAGCGCUUUACUCAGGACUUACUAAAACUUCUCAAAUCCCAAGCCAGCAAACAGGUCAUUGUGAGGGAGUUCUCACAGGCUUAUCAUUGGUGUUUCUCAAAAGACUGGGAUGUCACCGAAUAUGGUGUUUGUGAGUUGAUCGAUAUUGUCUCAGAAAUCCCAGACACAACGAUCUGCUUGUCCCAACAAGAUAAUGAAAUGGUGAUUUGUAUCCCCAAGAGAGAGCGUACCCAGGAUGAAAUAGAAAGGACAAAACAGUUCUCCAAGGAUGUUGUCGAUUUGCUCCGGCAUCAGCCGCACUUCCGGAUGCCCUUUAACAAAUUUAUCCCCUCCUACCACCACCACUUUGGCCGGCAGUGCAAACUCGCGUACUACGGGUUUACUAAACUACUUGAACUUUUUGAAGCCAUACCUGAUAUUUUACAAGUAUUGGAAUGCGGAGAAGAAAAAAUCCUCACUUUGACAGAGGUGGAACGAGUCAAAGCUCUGGCUGCCCAGUUUGUCAAACUCCUUCGGUCCCAGAAGGAUAACUGCCUUAUGAUGACCGAUCUGCUUACAGAAUAUGCUAAAACUUUUGGUUACACAUUUCGUCUCCAAGACUAUGAUGUCAGUUCAAUUUCGGCUUUAACACAGAAACUCUGCCAUGUGGUAAAGAUUGCCGACAUGGAGUCGGGCAAACAGAUCCAGCUGAUCAACCGCAAGUCCCUGCGUGCCCUCACUGCCCAGCUGCUGGUGUUGCUGAUGUCUUGGGAAGGAGCUGCCCACCUUUCUGUCGAUGAGCUCAAGAAACAUUACGAAACCACCCACAGUGUUCCCCUCAACCCCUGUGAAUACGGAUUCAUGACCUUGACCGAACUUCUGAAGAGUCUGCCCUACUUAGUGGAGGUUUUCACCAAUGAUAAGACAGAGGAGUGUGUGAGGCUUACCAGCCUGUACUUGUUUGCCAAGAACGUGCGCUCUUUACUUCAUACGUACCACUACCAGCAGCUUUUUCUCCAUGAGUUUUCCGUGGCCUAUACCAAAUACGUCGGAGAAACCCUGCAGCCCGAGACGUAUGGCUGCAGCAGCGUGGAGGAGCUCUUGGGAGCAAUCCCGCAGGUGGUCUGGAUAAAAGGACAUGGUCAUAAGAGAAUUGUAGUGUUAAAAAAUGACAUGAAAUGUCGAUUGAGUUCCCUCGGGCUUGCCCCCACCCAUUCUGAAAACCAGCCCUUGGCCACAGAGCACAUCUCAGUGGUGCCUGAAUCUGGCACAGCUAUGGAACUUGAACUCGGAGCAGGCAGCGAUGGGCCCCACCAGACAGAGCAGGAGCUUCUCCGCCUGACCAGUGACUCCCCUGUGGACCUUCUGUGUGCACCCGUCCCUUCGUGCCUGCCGUCCCCACAGCUGAGACCGGAUCCUGUCGUCCUCCAGUCUGCUGAUCUCAUUCAGUUUGAGGAACACCCUCAGGAGUGUUCUGAAAUUAUGAUUUUAAACCAAGAAGAGAAAAUUGAAAUUCCAGUACCAGUAAAGAGUAACAACCCAGCCUCGGACUCCAGCUCCUCUGGCAUCUCUGCAGCUGUCCUGGUGCCUCCCUGCCCCUCCUCGGAAACCUCAGAGUCACUGCCCAGCAAGGACCCCAUGGAAAGCCCAGCCAAAAAGCAACCCAAAAAUAGAGUAAAAUUGGCAGCCAAUUUUUCCUUUGCUCCUAUAACCAAGCUUUGACUCGCGUUUUGAACAUAGAAUUAGGAUGGGGAAACACUGUCUGAUUCUGCACACAAAAGUGGGUUCAGAAAACACAGCCUUUUCCGUUUGAAUGCAAACCCCCUAGAAGCCAAUUUCUUAUCAGAUUUAUCCCAUAACGUUUGGUUUCUUUGACGUUGAACACAGCUUUAAAGCUGAAGUGUUUCUUUCUUUUUUUUCCCUCCCCCAAUUUUUUGGAAAAA
Molecule: messenger RNA, 5643 nt
Organism: Lontra canadensis (Northern American river otter)
Lineage: Eukaryota; Metazoa; Chordata; Mammalia; Carnivora; Mustelidae
Gene: MARF1
Product: meiosis regulator and mRNA stability factor 1
Exons: 27
Coding region: 188-5422 (1744 amino acids)
Biological process (GO): post-transcriptional gene silencing
Cellular component (GO): peroxisome; cytoplasm
Molecular function (GO): CCR4-NOT complex binding; RNA nuclease activity; mRNA base-pairing post-transcriptional repressor activity
Source: RefSeq, a predicted model, not a curated record